Molecule: messenger RNA, 789 nt
Organism: Alnus glutinosa
Lineage: Eukaryota; Viridiplantae; Streptophyta; Magnoliopsida; Fagales; Betulaceae
Product: CLAVATA3/ESR (CLE)-related protein 5
Exons: 1
Coding region: 60-335 (91 amino acids)
Source: RefSeq, a predicted model, not a curated record
CAUAGAAUGAUACCUAGCUCAUUAAUCUUGCUAAUUUAUCUUCUUUGUGCAUCAACAAAAUGGCUUUCCUCAAUGUCAUGAAAGUUUCAGUUCUCAUCGUACUCAUUUUAUCUGUUCAUGUCAGUAGCUGGGAAGCGGUAAAUUAUCCGGGGCGUAAGACCAUGCAGAAAAGAAUUAAAAGUAGUUCUGUUUUACGUGAAUUAGGCUUUAUUUUGUCUAAGAUGAAGCAAAGCAAACGGAGGGCAAUGACCGACACUGCGACAGACAAAGACAGGGUUGCACCUGGAGGUCCAGAUCAUAUGCAUAACACUGCACCGCCAGCAAUGCACGUGUAAUGCUAAAUGUAAGAUUUAUGUUCUUGUUGUUUCUUUCAAAAUUAACGUGACUUUUAGAAUUAUUAUUUAAUUUUGAUAUAAUAGUAAUUCUAAAUGUCAUGUCAAUUUUAAAAGGACACGACAAGGACAUGAAAGUAACGUCUAGUAUUACUACGCAAUGCCCUAAAUAUCAUUCUGAGGAAAUUAAAUCAAACAUGCGGUUGAAAUAUUUCACUGCAACCAUUGUGUGUGGUCAUAGACUCAUAAGCUUAAGAUGCUAGCAAAAUCUUGUUUGUACGUUUCUUAUGCACGUCUACCUCUCAUCCGUAUUAUGGCUUCGAAAUUCAAGUCAUUUGUUCACACAUGGAUAAGAGGUAUAUGUAUUAAAUAUAUUUUUAGCUUUCUAAUGCUAAAAAUAUGUCUAUGUCUCAUUUGUUUACAAAUAAAAAGCACCAGUACUCUAUUAUCCACUUAA